Molecule: messenger RNA, 918 nt
Organism: Striga hermonthica
Lineage: Eukaryota; Viridiplantae; Streptophyta; Magnoliopsida; Lamiales; Orobanchaceae
Source: the annotation of a GenBank genome assembly
AUGCAUUGGAUCAGAGGAGAAACCCUCGGCAAGGGCGGUUUUGGGUUCGUCUCCAAGGCCACCACAACCCACCACCAUCCUUCUGCCGGCGCCCAUCAUCAUCAUCAUCAUCAUCAUCAUCAUCUGCCGCCUUUGAUCGCCGUCAAGUCCUCCACACUUUCAGAGUCGGCAUCACUCGUGAAGGAGAAACAACUGCUCGACAAAUUCCAGGGAUGCCCUUCCAUCCUCCCCUGCUUCGGAGACGACAUUUACGCCUCCGGUGGCUGCCUGGCCGACCGCAUCAUCCCCGCCAAAGGCCUCCCGGAGAAAGUUGUCGGCCGCUGUGCAAACUCCAUACUGGCGGCCCUUGUUCACAUCCACAGGCUCGGUUAUGUUCAUUGCGACGUCAAGCCACACAACGUGCUGCUCUUCGGCAACAACUACGAGAACGCCAAGCUCGCUGAUUUCGGGAGCUGCAAGAGACGCAACGAGGAUCAGACUGAUUUUGUGGGCACCGUCAUUUACGCUGCCCCAGAGUCAAUAGCCCGGCAAGAGUACGUGCCCGAAUCGGAUGUGUGGGCCCUGGGCUGCUCCGUUCUUCACAUGCUCACGGGAAAGUCGCCGUGGGUUUUCGACAAAAGAGCAGAGGCAAAGGACGUGCUGUUCAAGAUUGGUUGUAGUGAUCGGAUUCCGGUGAUCCCAGCGGGCAACAAGAUUUCAAAGGAGGCGAAAGACUUUCUCAACAAGUGUUUGGUGAAGGAUCCAGCGGCCAGAUGGAAAGCCGACAUGCUUCUCAAUCACCCGUUUCUCGUCAAGAGUAGUAGUAGUAUUUCCGAUGCACCGAGAAACUGCCACGUACCAUUGAAAUUGUCUCAUGGGAUUCGUCACUCAUUGGUGCCGCAUUGUUUCCAUGUCCCAAAAGUGAAUGCCGCAUGUUGA